UUUUUGUCCGAAUUUCUCCAAAAGUGCAAAACUAAACAUUUUAAAACCCAAAUGUUAACGAAGUUCUUGUUUCUCCACUCCAUAAACCCCUGGGGAUUUUCCUUUUGAAGCUCUAUUCUCCCAAGAGAGGCAACUGAAGCCUAUCUCACCAGUAUAGCUUAAUCCGAGGAAUUUGGAGAAACCUAAAUAUGUUGCCAAGAUGGAGCAGAGCUAUUACGCAUCUCUCCAAAUUAGGUUUACAAAAAUACAGUAUGGAACCCCAAAAGAAUGCUUACUUUGCUUACCGAAACUACGCAAAGGUUGCCGCACCAACUAAAUUGGAUUCUCGUGUUAAGGAGUUUACAAGAACAUCAGAGGUUAACAGCCUGAAUAAAAUGUUCUGGUCUAAACCUUAUUCCUUGGCAUUGCCCUCUGAUUCACCCCUAAGAGUUGAAGAGCCACAUUUUGAUGGGAUCAAGCUUAUUCUUCUCAAGCUAGCGCUGUUUUAUACCAAACAGAGCAAAUCUAUUCGAUGGGCUAAUGCGAUAUAUAUGCGCGUCGUUUCACAAGUUGAUAAGCCUGCUAUUUAUGACGUGUUUAACUUGGAGAAAACAUUUAAGACAACAUUUACUUUGCUUGUACUGCACAUGUGGCUCUGCUUACGGCGUUUGAAAGAAGAAGGAAAGGAAGGUGUUGAAAUGGGUCAAUAUGUUUAUGAGAUCCACACUCAUGAUGUAGAGCUGAGAGUUUCUAAGGCUGGGGUGAACUUACUGCUGAUUAAAUGGGUGAAGGAAUUGGAGAAGAUAUUCUACGGGAAUAUUGUUGCUUAUGAUGCUGCCAUGCUUCCCGAUGCUAAACAGGAUGAGCUUAUGAAAGUGCUUUGGAGGAAUGUAUUCUCUGAUGAUGGCUCCGAGAUGCCAAUUGAUGCUGCAAAAGAUACAGUUCAGGCAAUGUCAAGGUAUGUUCGUCGGGAGUAUCAGUGCUUGUCGUUAACAGAUAAGGAAUCUUUGUUUUCUGGCAACUUCAAGUUCACUUCAUUAGAGAGCCCAAAAGUGCCUGAUCAUCCAGUGAAGUGAAGGACAAAGCAUAAGGGUUGAGCUUUUAUUGUUUGGAACCACCAGAGCUUCAUAGUCAUGGGAGUUUUGUCGGGAUGGCACUUUUCAUAAAACAUUACAACUGCUUGAAGAGAUUUCUGGCUGAAGUAUAAUUUAGCAAAUAAAUAACAGCAGCAGGAAACUAAUAUGCUUCGGCUUCCCUUUCAUAUCUGUUAAAAUUAAAGUGGUAUUCUUUCAUUAUCUUAUAAGGUUAUCAAAUUGAAGCUUCUGUGUAAGAUGUUUGCGAAGGAAAGUUAAAUGGAUUCUCUUUGAUAUUGUACAUGGACAUCUUUAAUGUAUUUCAGUAUUUUAUGGUUAACGAACUA
Papaver somniferum (opium poppy) is the source of this 1399-nucleotide messenger RNA. Its product is annotated as ubiquinol-cytochrome-c reductase complex assembly factor 1-like. The transcript is spliced from 8 exons. Gene Ontology annotation, biological process: mitochondrial respiratory chain complex III assembly. Bases 189 to 1055 code for a protein of 288 amino acids. NCBI's taxonomy places the organism in Eukaryota, Viridiplantae, Streptophyta, Magnoliopsida, Ranunculales, Papaveraceae. Gene Ontology annotation, cellular component: mitochondrion. The record is from RefSeq and is a predicted model, not a curated record.